UUAUACUCAAAAUUUAAAUCAUCAUAUUAACUAUGUAAACGGACGCUUCAGAAAUGUGUGUACUUGUAAAAGUAUUUUAACUGUUUGAAAGUUUUUAUAACUACCAAUAAUGACAUCUGAACGGAUUGCUUAUUAUAAAAAUUGCUUCUAUAUAACAAAAUUUGUUUACUUCCUUACUAAUCGGAUGGCGCCUCGGAAACUAUGGAUGAUCAAUUCUCAUUGUUGAGAUCACUGUAUCUAGAGGUUCUAUAACGUUAGUGCAAAGCAUGUGGACCUUGCGGCUUUUAGUAAUCGAUUUACUUGUGAUUGGAUUUUGUGAAACUACUGAACAAUAUAUCGUACGAAAAAUUGGUAGUGACACUAAGCGCUGUAUACCCAUAUCUAACUGUGAACCUGGACAUGAAAUUUUACCAUGCAAAGUUGAAUACACAAAAGACAUCUGUACAUCGUGUCCUUCAGGACUUGUCCAGCCUGAUUAUAUACAGUCUACAGUGGAUCUGAAACUUACAACGUGUUUUGAGAAUAAAAAUGAUGAUAAAUGUGCUGCACAUGAUCUUGAGCCUAGUCGCGAAUACAAUGCCAAAGCUUGUGCUUUUGCAAAGUAUUGUAAGUGUAAUACAGACGAGUGUUACUAUGGCGACCCAUGUGCCUGUAGUACACGUGAAUGUGGCAUAAAUGAAAGUUUGCAUAAAAAUGGAACAUGUGUCAAAUGUUCACCAGGUACCAGGAAGUACAAAACCGGUUGUGGGCUAUGUUCCCCAUUCCAGGUAACAUCAGAAAGCAUGAAGGAAACACAGAGACCUUUAACGUCUAUGAAAACACAAAGUGCACAAGAUGUUACAAACGGUAAUGAGGAACGUACAGUGGUGACUUUGGUUCCAAGCAAUGGUAUAAUGCAAUCAAAAGGCAGAAAAACUCAAGGAAGGGAAGAGACAACAGUUUCAACAAUUACAGGAUCUUCAAACACAUUGAUUGCAGUAAUUGUAGUUUUGGCUGUUCUUGUUAUUGUCGCCAUAGUCCUUAUCAUAUUGCUACGAAAUCACAGACUUAAAAAAGAUCAAGAGAUAAAUGUCAUGGAACAAGGAAGACCCCUGGUUUCGCCUCAAAAUGAUAUGAUUAACAAUGACAAUGUUGAAAACAGGAACCAGGAAGAUAAUGAAAUUGAUGGUCACAUGGGCAACGGAGAUCAGAACAACACAAAUACCGAUGAUUCCACUAAUAAUUACGAUUCUCGUCAAUAUGCAUUAUCCAGUGACAAACGAUAUCAAAAUGAAAUGAAAGAUAUCGAGAGUGCAGAAGAGCUACCAAAAGCCAUUACGAAAUAUUUUGAUAAAAGUAAAGACAUUUCAUCUUCCUCCUGUGAUUAUUCAUCUGGACAUCACAUGCCUCCAGGAGCACAACUGAAUGACAAAAAUACAAAUACUUUGAAUAUACACGAGGCAGAAAAUCCAGAAUGUCAACAGCAAAUGCAAGAAAAUGUGGAAUUAGCUGAAGUUGAAACAUUAGACGAAGCUAGUAUACAACAACAUUCAUCAAAUGGGUAUAUACAACAACUGACAGAAAAAAUCUUUACUCCUGUAACACAAGUCUCAGAUGAACGAUUUGAUCACAGUAGAGAAGAGCCCAGUAGUGGAUACUGUUCUGAAGAAUUUCCAUAUCGUUCGCCACUCUCCGAUAAUAAAGGCCCAGGUUCUCUACAAAAAUAUGGAGAAUUGGUUUCGGUUUCUGAUCGGAACACGGAGGGUACAGAGAGCAUGACAAGCUGUCUAGAAAAUUUCAAUUUCAAAUUAUCAGAACCGACAACACCAUCUGUUCACAGUGAAAGUAUUGAACCUAAACAAAGUUUUGUUAAAAUUGAUAGUGGCGUCUAUGACAGUGGCAAUAGACAGAGCUAAAACGUUAUGACUGAAGUCACUUGUGUUCUAAAGAUAUAUACACAUAAGAGUGACAUUAAAGUUGUAUGAAAAUCGUAUGAAUGUGGCAUAAAAUAUUUGGAAAUCUUGAAACAUAAACAAGACUUAAAAAGGUCAAUAAAUCUUCGUUAUUGAUAGUCUAAUGUCAUGCAGUUUAUCAAGCUCCAAAUAACAUAGUCUUACUGUGAAUAAAAUAAGGAGGCUAAGACGGAUCUGCUAUACAUAUCAAAUUCUAUGAUAAAGGAAUGACAAAAACUAAGCACUGACGGUGUUACUGAUAAGAGACAUGCAAUAGAAGAUGUGACAUCGUUAAACAUUAAUUUAGUAAAUCGAUGUUCAAUUCGGUUCAUAAGUAAAGGUUUAAAAUCUCCUUACUUUUUAUAAAGGUAGUGAAUUGUGUAUUCACAUGAAUAAAAAUUUAAGUGAGAGCACGUGCGUCAACAGAGUUUUACAAGUUUUUAAUCAAGACGAACAAGAAUACGUUUAAACAUGCUAACAUCAAUACUCACAAUUAAACUUAUCGAUACAACCUUGGAAACUGUAGGAAAUUGAAAGAUCGAGUGUAUCUUCAAUAUAAGAAAGUUUGUAGCUUUGAAAUGAUGCUUAAGUAGGGCAAUUGAAAUUGUUACAGAAUGUAAAUUAGAAAAUGGCUUUAAAUAUAGGCAGCUAAUAAACCUUGUUAUGUGUUCAUAGAUAUAUGUAUAUUCUGUUACCUAUUCUAACAUCGGACUCGGACUUCUUUUAACUGAGUUUUACUGUACGUAUUGCUGUGUGUUUGUUUAUUCUACAUUGGCUAGAAGUAUAGGGGAGGGGUGAGAUCUCACAAAACAUGUUUAACCCCGCCGCAUUUUUGCGCCUGUCCCAAGUCAGGAGCCUCUGGCAUUUUGUUAAGUCUUGUAUUUUAUUUUAAUUUUGGUUCAUUUAUAUGUUUCGGAGUUUAGUGUGAUGUUCAUUUUCGCUGAACUAGUACAUAUUUUGUUUAGGGGCCAGCUGACGCCCGCCUCCGGUUGUGAGAUUUUCUCGCUGUGUUGAAGACCCAUUGGUGGCCUUGUGCUGUUUUCUGCUCUUUCGUCGGGUUGUUGUCUCUUUGACACAUUCUCCGUUUCAAUUCUCAAUUUUAUGUUAUGUUUUGUUUUGUGUUGUAAUGUAUUUUCGUUAAAGCAUUAAAGAUUGUACCUUUAAUGCAACUUCCACGCACAUUGUUUGUUAUCUUAUGACAAAAUUUGAUUUGUCCGAAACUGUAGAUUUAUAGUUUAUUCGAGUCUCUUAACAUUGAUGCACAUUACUAUCUUACUGUUAAUACCAUAACUAAACUUUUAAAACUGGCUCAUCAAACAUAUAUUUUAUGCAUAUAUAAGUGGUGGAUAUGAGAACGUGGGGGGGGGGGGGGGGGGGGGGGGAACAAAAACUCAAGUCAAAGAAAGAGAGCCAAAACCAUGACCAAAUUAUAGGAACAAAGACACACAGAGAUCAUAUUUGAGUCAUUUAUUUCUAGUAAAUGGAAAACAACUCAAAUGGUAAAUAUGUCUCAUCGCCCAUUGCACAUGCAUGAUAUUAACCAUUCUUACUAAGUUAUAACGCAUGCAUGCUAUAUCCAAUUCAUACAUUAGGUAUAAAAUAUGCAUGACAUGUCCCAUUCUUAAGUUAGGUACAAUUAAAACAUGCAUCAGAUGUCCCAUUCUUAUUUUAGGUAUAACACGUGUAUGAUAUAUCCCAUUCUUACGUUAGGUAUGACACAUGCAUGAUAUUUACCAUUCUUAAUUAAGGUAUAACACAGAUAUGAUAUGUCCCAUUCUUACGUUAGUAAUAACACAUGCAUGAUAUGUACCAUUCUUAAUGAAGGUAUAAGACAGAUAAGAUAUGUCCCAUUCUUAUUUUAGACAUAACAUCCCAUUCUUAUCUUAGGUAUAUCACAUGUAUGAUAUGCCCAAUAAUUACGUUAGAUAUAUAACAUGCAUGAUAUGUCCCGUUCUUACGUUAGUUAUAACAGAUCUAUAAUGUCGCUCCCUCAUAUGAAAUAUUUUGUCACGUAUUCAUCUAUUUCAAGAGAUAACUAAUAGUUGCCCCAACUUUUUAACUCUUAACGCAAGAGAUAAACUGAUAUGGCUUAUCAUGAACACAGAAGAUAAGUAAAUUCUCACUGCUGCAAGUAAAUUUAUUUCAAAAAAUUGUUAAUUAUGCGGCUUUCUUGUCUGCUUCAGACACGAGGAGGACUGUGUAAAUAACACAGCUCCUUGAGUACCGCCCCUUGGUGUCUGUUGCAGUAGGGAAACCUACACUAUUCUCAAUACCUAUUACUGCAGUAUACUUUAUUUGCUGUGAAUACACAUGAACUUUUUUUUUUGCAUUUGUGUUUGUUUUUCUGCAUCAGAUACGAGGAGGAUUGUUAGAGCUUUAAAGCUCACAAUCCUAGAGUAUCGUCCCUUGGUGUCUGUUGCAGCUAAACAAUCAUUUAUAUUUAUAUUUAUACAUUUCCAGCAAAAUAUUUUAAAAUCAAGUGAGAAAAAAAAAGUUUGCCACAUCUCUGGAGUAGCAACUCUUAAAUACUUUUUAUUUAACAUAUAAUACCUGUAUGACUUUAUUUCAAUAGUUGAAGUUUAUUAUAUGAAUGUCAUGUUAAAUACUGUAUGUUGUAUCAAUUAUAUAUGUUAUGUGUAUAUGCCCCCCUGGGGACCUAAUUUGGAAAAUAAAACUUAUCUUAUCUUAUCUUAUCUUAUCUUAUCUUAUCUUAUCUUAUCUUAUCUUAUCUAAAACUUAUCUUAUCUUAUCUUAUCUUAUCUAAAACUUAUCUUAUCUUAUCUUAUCUAAAACUUAUCUUAUCUUAUCUUAUCUUAUCUUAUCUGUAAGUAUCUGUAAUCAUACAUAAACAUAUGAUUCUGAAUAUUGAUUAAGUAUGAUUAAAAACAUUAUUAUGACAUUAACACUUUCUUUAUUGUAUUUUGUAUAUUUUUUUUUUAUUUUUUUUUCAUUUUGUAUAUUCUUGUUAUAUUAUGAAUUGACAAGGACAAUUGUGUUUUUACAUUAUGACUGAUUGAAAGGCACAAUAAAUGUUUUAUUAAAAUGUUAAACCUUAUUUGAAAAAGAUGUUACUAUAACGUUCUUUAUUUCAUUUGUUGUAUUAGUAAACUGAUUUUUUGUUUUUGACCAGUAUUAUGACAUUUUUAUUUUCCUGGAAUUUAUCAUUUCUUAGGAUAGUUAUAAUGCAUUUGCUCUUGAAAAAAAUUCGAGUCCCUCAGUCUAUCAUCAUUUCAUAUUUUGACUUUUAAAUGGCUGGUAACAAAUAUAUUGUUGAUGUUGUUAGUUAAUUCUAUGCAAUAAUGGUAUAUUGUACAUAUACUAUUUGUGCUUAAAUAAAGAUAUCAAUACUUA
Molecule: messenger RNA, 5282 nt
Organism: Mytilus californianus (California mussel)
Lineage: Eukaryota; Metazoa; Mollusca; Bivalvia; Mytilida; Mytilidae
Exons: 15
Coding region: 267-1895 (542 amino acids)
Source: RefSeq, a predicted model, not a curated record